AUGAUCGAGCAGGACGACGAGGAGGCCACGACGCCGCUGAUGGCCGUACCUGACGAAGCGACACCGCUGGCGGGCGGCAGGCGGCGGCGGAGAUUAAGGACCGGCGUCCUCGCGACGGCGGCCGCCGCGGCGCUCAUGGUCGCCGCGCCUGCUUUAGAUAUUAAGAAGAUGCGGCGGCCCCUCGCCGCGUCGGGCGCCGCGCCGACCUUGAACCGUCAGUCGCUCGUCGACCCCUUCCUCAAGACGCCGCACUCGUUCAAGGCGCAGCAGGGGCUCUACGAGAGCAACGACGACGAUGAUGAUGACGACGACGACAACGACCACGGGAGUAAUGAUGAUGACGACGACGAUUACGAGGAGUACGACAACGACGACGACGACGAGUCGACGCUGGCCGGCUUCGGCUGGAUGGGGUCGCUCGAGUUUUUGGUCGCGGAUCCCGUCCAUUAUAUCGAGGACCACUGGAUCUGGUUCGCGCCCGGGACCGCGCUGGUGAUUAUUCUCUGCUGCCUCUUCUGCUUCUGCUCGCCGCGGCUCGCGGCGCGGGGCGGCGGCGCGGCGCCGGCGGGCCGCGCGCCGGGGCGGCCCCGAAAGGGCAAGCCCCGCGGGCGCGGCAAUAACGCGUAG
This is a messenger RNA of Pelagomonas calceolata, 627 nucleotides long. NCBI's taxonomy places the organism in Eukaryota, Pelagophyceae, Pelagomonadales, Pelagomonadaceae. The record is from the annotation of a GenBank genome assembly.